This is a messenger RNA of Dendronephthya gigantea, 1639 nucleotides long. Its product is annotated as DNA/RNA-binding protein KIN17-like. Gene Ontology annotation, molecular function: double-stranded DNA binding. Gene Ontology annotation, cellular component: nucleus. The coding region runs from base 58 to 1263 and encodes 401 amino acids. The record is from RefSeq and is a predicted model, not a curated record. Gene Ontology annotation, biological process: DNA damage response; DNA replication. Lineage: Eukaryota; Metazoa; Cnidaria; Anthozoa; Malacalcyonacea; Nephtheidae. The transcript has 18 exons.
UAGAAACAAAUUUUACAACAAUUUCAAAGUUUUCAAAAAAUGUGAAUUUUGAUCAAAAUGGGAAAAGAAAAGGCUGGAGCAUUGACACCUAAAGCUAUUAGCAACAGAAUUAAGGCAAAAGGGUUGCAGAAAUUACGAUGGUAUUGUCAAAUGUGUCAAAAACAAUGUCGGGAUGAGAAUGGUUUCAAGUGCCAUUGCAUGUCUGAAUCUCAUCAACGUCAGCUUCUGUUGUUUGCUGAUAACCCAAAUAAAUUUAUUGAUACUUUUUCACAGGAAUUUGAAGAUGAUUUUAUGCUUCUAUUACGGAGGCGAUUUGGCACAAGACGUGUUCAUGCAAAUGUUGUGUACCAAGAAUAUAUCAGUGAAAGAAAUCAUUUGCACAUGAAUGCAACUCAGUGGGAAACACUCACAGAGUUUGUGAAAUGGCUAGGUCGUGAAGGCAAGUGUAAAGUUGACAACACAGAGAAAGGAUGGUUCAUCGCUUACAUUGACAGAGAUCCAGAAACACUGGCAAGACAAAAGGCAGCAGAAAAUAAAGAGAAAAUGGAAAUGGAUGAUGAUGAAAAAACAGCCAAGUUCAUUGAGAAACAAAUUGAAAAAGAACUGGCCAGAAGAGGUGAUCAGGCUGAAUCAUGUGCAACCGAAUUGGAAAGAAGUGAUGAAGCGGAAAAAGUGACGUUUAGCCUGGCGUCAACAAAGGCGUUAAAAUCUAGUGGGGAGAAAGAAAAGCUAAAACCUUCCACAAGCAAAAAUAUUAUCUCCAACCCAAGCCCAUUGGUGGACAUGGGAAAAGCAGUUGAGAAAGACAGCAAAAAGAAAGAUAAAGAAACACAAAAGCGAAAGUCAGCUUUGGAUGAGAUAAUGAAGGAAGAAGAAGCGAAAAGAGCAAAGAAGGAAACUUCGCGCAAAGAAAAUUGGCUGAUGAAGGGAAUUGUAGUCAAAGUUGUUCAUAAGAAACUGGGUGAAAAGUAUUACAAGAAGAAGGCAGUUGUAAAGGAGGUGAAAGAGUUAUUUACGGGAAUUGUCAAAAUGAUAGACACCGGAGAUGUCUUAAAAAUUGAUCAAACAUAUUUGGAGACCGUUAUACCCGCCAUAGGAAGGUUGGUUUUGAUUCUAAAUGGCCGCUACAGAGGUCAGAAAGGAACUCUCUUAAACUUGGAUGAGAAAACAUUCAGUGUUUCUGUUGAGAUAAAUGAGGGCGAGUACCGGGGACGGACAGUGGACAAACUCCCGUAUGAAGAUAUUUCUAAGCUUGACACGUGACCUCCAGGAUCGAACCCUCCAAAUCACUACGAGCAUAUUAAAUCGCGAAAGUUAAAGGGAAAACUCAGCAGGGUGCCAGGAUAAGAAGUCUCCGUCAUGCAACAUUACCGGCAUGGUACAUUACCUGGAAUUCCAAGUCAAACUUCCACCCCCCCCCACCCUAUCUCCCGUGGAGUGGUGAAAAAAACUCUGAAUUAUUCUUUUUUAUAUAUUUUACUAAGACAAAUGCUGUAAAAUGCCAGAGUGGGAAACAAUAUCUUUGACCCAAAGUGUAUAUGGUGCAUGUGCUCUGUAAAUGGCCGCAAAAUUGUACAUUAUUUACAAUCUUAAACUUGUUAUUGGUGGUAAAGAAAUACAAAAUAACUAUAUGCUAUUU